CUCUACGCCCGCCCCAGAGCCCCGCUAGGAUCCCUGGGAACGCCGUUUCUGGAGACACGUGAUCUCUUGCCGCGCGGCCCUGGGACCGGCUGGUCGCCUUUCUAGUAAAGGGCCUAAGACCCAGACGGGUAAAGUGACGUGGCCAAACACACACAGCUGGAGACGGAGCCUCUGAUCCGACGGCCGAGUACGGUUCCCAUCCGAUCUCGAAUAUAGUAUAACCAUGGCUCGUGGUCCCAAGAAGCAUCUAAAGCGUGUAGCAGCUCCAAAGCACUGGAUGCUGGAUAAGUUGACAGGAGUUUUUGCUCCAAGACCAUCCACUGGUCCCCACAAGCUGAGAGAGUGUCUGCCACUCAUCAUCUUCCUGAGGAACAGACUCAAGUAUGCCCUGACUGGAGAUGAAGUAAAGAAGAUCUGCAUGCAGCGCUUCAUCAAGAUUGAUGGCAAGGUCCGCACCGAUAUUACAUACCCUGCUGGCUUCAUGGAUGUCAUUAGCAUUGAGAAGACGGGUGAACAUUUCCGUCUGGUUUAUGAUACGAAGGGACGCUUUGCUGUUCACCGUAUCACUGCUGAGGAGGCUAAAUAUAAAUUGUGCAAAGUGAGAAAAAUCUUUGUGGGUACAAAAGGCAUUCCUCAUCUGGUAACCCAUGAUGCCCGUACUAUCCGUUAUCCAGAUCCUCUCAUUAAAGUGAAUGAUACAGUUCAGAUUGAUUUAGAAGCAGGCAAGAUCACUGAUUUCAUUAAGUUUGAUACUGGUAACCUAUGUAUGGUGACCGGUGGGGCUAACUUGGGCCGAAUCGGUGUGAUCACAAAUAGGGAGAAGCAUCCUGGCUCUUUUGAUGUUGUCCAUGUAAAAGAUGCCAAUGGCAAUAGUUUUGCCACUAGGCUCUCAAACAUUUUUGUUAUUGGCAAAGGUAAUAAGCCUUGGAUCUCUCUUCCCCGAGGAAAGGGUAUCCGCCUUACAAUUGCUGAAGAGAGAGACAAGAGAUUGGCAGCUAAGCAGAGCAGUGGCUAAAUGAUUGCAGAUAAGAAUAUGUAGGGUUUCAUUCAAAUUGAGAUGUUACAAUACUAGUUGUAACCAAAAAUGUGAUUACCCUAUAAAAAUAUACCAAAUAAGAAAUAAGUUGCUUAAAUUACUCGGUCUUAUAAAGUGAAAUUGAGUAAGCCAUAAAUGCCUUUCUCUACUCUUCCUUGGAUGAGGAUGACUAUAAAUGUUGCAUAAAAUGUUAGAACAUGUACUAUGACUAUAAAUGUUAGAACAUGUAGCUGUGUUGGUUUUACUUAACUGCUUUUCUUACAUGGGAAGACUCGCUGGAGGAUUGGGAGAGGACAUCUCAAAAUGGCUGAUGUAAAAUCGAAAAUCAAUAAAACUUAAAAAAAAUA
Messenger RNA from Sarcophilus harrisii (Tasmanian devil), 1383 nucleotides. Its product is annotated as 40S ribosomal protein S4. The record is from RefSeq and is a predicted model, not a curated record. Lineage: Eukaryota; Metazoa; Chordata; Mammalia; Dasyuromorphia; Dasyuridae. Gene Ontology annotation, cellular component: ribosome; cytosolic small ribosomal subunit. Gene Ontology annotation, biological process: translation. Gene Ontology annotation, molecular function: RNA binding; structural constituent of ribosome. The transcript has 3 exons. Bases 224 to 1015 code for a protein of 263 amino acids.